Python bivittatus (Burmese python) is the source of this 1863-nucleotide messenger RNA. The record is from RefSeq and is a predicted model, not a curated record. Lineage: Eukaryota; Metazoa; Chordata; Lepidosauria; Squamata; Pythonidae.
GAGGUUGCUAGGUUACCUCUAUGGCGGGGAGGCCUACCCGGCCUGAGGCCGCCUUUGCCGUUUCAUACACCUGCAGCCGGGGCAGGAGAAAGAUCGGAGUGGGUGCUGCUCAGCCCUCUCAACCGAGACGCGAAAGAACCUUCCUGCGACGCGAGGAUUACAAGUUGAAUAUGUAAGAUUAAUUUCCUCAGAUCAAGAAAUAUGUCUGAUGAAGAUAUUAUCAGUACUUUAGCCUACACAAAGAGCCCAAAAUUCUCCAAAAGAACCACUUUUCAGGAAGAGCUACAAGAAGCCCUUCUUGCUCGUGCAGUAAAGCAGCAGACUGAAGAAUAUUCAGAAGACUUUGAAAGUGAUGAAGACACAGAAGAGGAAUUUCCUGAAUCUGUGGAAAACACCCCUCCUAAAUCAGCGGUCUUUACAGUAUCCACAUCCAAGUUUAAUAUUUGCAACAGGAACACUUUAAAAAGUGAAAGUGCAGAUGACUUGUCUUCAUCAGAGGAUGAUGAGGGAUCUCAGUACGCGUCCAUUAUGGAGAGAGAGGUUUUGAGUGAAGAGAGGCAAGCUUUCCCCUUUUCACUAACUGAACAUUCUGGAUCAUGUGAAAGGAGUGCAGAAAAACAAUCCAUUCCAUUUGAAAUAUCUUUGUCAGAUCACUAUUCUUUUGAAAAACAAACUGCUGAUAACUUGGCUUUCACAACGUAUGAAGAAAUACCUCCAGAAACAACCAUGUCAGAAAAUAAACAUCUGAUCAAAGACAUCCAAGAUGAUACAGUUAUUGAAGAAAGGUCUGAUUGUGAAAAAGAGUGCAAUCAUAUAGAGGAGACAACUAGGAUUGAGUUGUCGUUAGAGAAAAAGGAUAUGAUUCAGUGUAAUGUGGAAAGCAAGCCAGUGCCAAAGCCAAGGGAGUUCAAGACUAAGGCUGCAUCAGCAUCAGCUGAAAAUAUAAGUAUCCCUGCAUUAUAUGAUUUUUCGAAGCCAUCUCCUCAACCUAGAAGUAUUUUGAGAAAAAGUAGCCAUGUGGAAGACUAUGAAGGAACCAAAGCAGAGGAUAGAAUACCUUAUCACCAUCGACUGUUUUCAUUAUCUGCACCAUCUUCUGAAACAAGGUUAAAUGAUCAACUGAUGAAAUCUGAAAAAAGAGCACUUUCUGAAAGUCCUGGCGCUGAGGGCCCCUUGAUUGCAAACUCCUCAUCCUCAUUCCCUAUCCAUUUUUCAUCAGCAAAUGAGAAAACUGGAGAUUCUAAUUUGGCAAUAUCUGGAGAUGAAUCCUCUUCAAAAGAUGAUGAACAUAAAGGAGUUGACAAUUGCCAUGAUCUCAGAUUGCUGGAGAACGACAGAAAAUCUCCUUCAGUCAUAGAACUAAUGAUGACCACAGUUUAUGAGAAUUCUAAGAAGCAAUACAAGUCAAAUGAAGACUAUCCAGAACGAAAGGUGCAGAUGUUAAAACCCAGUGUCAUUGAAGAUGAAUCUGUUGAGACACCAAAAGAUGAUAAAUCAGAACAGAAAGUAGUAUUAAGUACUUCAAAAUCCAUAAUGGAUAAUUCAAAGGAUUCUGCAAAGGAAGAAUAUGAAGAAGUAGAGGCAGCUCCACAAAAAGCUAAAACCAGAUCUUUAAGCGCUACAUAUUUGAAGAAAACAGGAAAAUACUCUCCCGCCCCAGCAAGUACAUCUGCUCAAUAUUUAGGGACAUUAAAAGUCUUGGACAACAAGCAUCUACAAAAAUACAGUGCUGAGCUAGAUAAAGCUGAUAGUUUACGAGCAGCUGUUUACCAGGACUGGUUGGAAAAGAAGAGAAUCUUCCUCUUGGAAUUACAAAGAAUAAAAAGAAACAAAGCUGAGAACUUGCGGGAGAAAAAUGAAAAG